Molecule: messenger RNA, 1341 nt
Organism: Cucumis melo (muskmelon)
Lineage: Eukaryota; Viridiplantae; Streptophyta; Magnoliopsida; Cucurbitales; Cucurbitaceae
Product: GDSL esterase/lipase At3g48460
Exons: 2
Coding region: 133-1269 (378 amino acids)
Molecular function (GO): hydrolase activity, acting on ester bonds
Source: RefSeq, a predicted model, not a curated record
UUAUAGAUUUAACAAUAUCUUCGCAUUAAUAACAAAGGAAAAUGGAAUGGUUUGGUUGUCUAAUGUUAGUACUAUAUAAACAACAGAGAACAUACACAAAGUAAGAGCUGAGUUAAGCAAAAGAAACUUGAAAUGAUGGUGGCUUUAACAUAUUGCAGUGCCAUCUUUAUUCUGUUGUUUGCUUUUGCUUCAGCUUCUCCAACUGCAAUCGAGACACAUCCACGUCUUUUCAAUAAGAUCUACGCCUUUGGAGACUCAUUCACGGACACUGGCAAUACAAGGUCUGCUUCAGGGCCAGCUGGAUUUGGCCAUGUAUCGGAUCCUCCUUAUGGCAGUACCUUCUUUCACCACCCGACCAACCGAUAUUCAGAUGGACGACUGGUGAUUGACUUUGUAGCCCAAUCACUGUCCUUACCUUUAUUGCCACCUUACAAAUAUUUGAAGGGAAAUGACUCCUUUCAUGGGGUGAACUUUGCUGUUGCAGGAUCCACAGCUAUAAACCAUGAAUUCUAUGUCAGAAACAACCUUAGCAUUGACAAUACUCCUCAAUCUAUCCAAACUCAGCUCCUUUGGUUCAACAAGUUCUUGGAAACUCAAGGAUGUAGAGGGGAAGAGACAAAGGCACAGUGCAAAGCUGCAUUUGAUGAUGCUUUGUUUUGGGUUGGUGAAAUUGGAGUCAAUGAUUAUGCUUAUAGUUUUGGAUCUCCUAUCUCUGCUGAUACCAUCCGAAAGCUUGCUGUCGCCAGCGUUACUGGAGUUUUACAGUCUUUGCUGAAGAAAGGUGCAAAGUAUAUGGUUGUGCAAGGUUUACCACCAAGUGGAUGUCUGGCAUUAUCAAUGUCUCUAGCUUCUGUGGACGACAGAGAUGAUAUCGGCUGCGUGAGGAGCCUAAACAACCAAACCUAUGUUCACAGUAUGGCUCUCCAAGCUUCAUUGCAAUCUUUAAGGAGGCAGUUUCCUGAAGCUGUCAUCAUAUAUGCUGAUUACUGGAAUGCAUAUCGAACAGUUAUUAAGAAUCCCAGCAAAUACGGUUUCAGGGAGCGCUUCAAAGCCUGCUGCGGUGUGGGUGAACCGUACAACUUUGAGUUAUUUACUGUCUGUGGAAUGUCUUCUGUCAGUUCCUGCAAAACCCCAUCUGAGUACAUUAACUGGGAUGGAGUUCACCUCACUGAAGCUAUGUAUAAAGUAGUUCAUGACAUGUUAAUUGAAGGUGGAUUUACCCAUCCUCCUUUCAGUUACUUAUUGGACAUGAAACGCCACAAGGGAUAAGCUGUUGAGGGAUUCAGUUUGAUGGUUUUGUUUACUCUUAUCCUUGAGAUAAAUAGAAUUUUAAUUUUUCUA